GCCUGAGGCCGCGGCGACUUGCCUGUAGCACACGUGCUGGUGCUCUCAAGGGGGCGAUGCUCACACGUCGGGCCCUGCUGCGGCGCUCCUUACAAGUACAGCGCGCACUGCUUCGGUCGGCGCGGAUUCCUCCUGCCAGCCUGAGGCGCGGCGUCGUCCUGCUACCGCGCCGGCCGCCGCUGCUGCUUCACUCGCGUGCGCUCGCUUCCAAGUCGAAGUCUGAGAAGGCACCUCCACCGGCGCGGUGGUCGCCGCAGUGGGUGUGGGACCACGCAAAGGAGAUGGCGUCGCACUACUGGCACGGGAGCAAGCUGCUCGCCGCCGACACGCGGAUCGCCUCGCAGCUGCUGGUGAAGAUGAUGCGCGGUCGCGUCCUCUCGCGGCGCGAGCACAGCCUGCUGGUGCGGGUGCUGGGCGAUCUGCUGCGCGUCAUCCCGCUCGCCUUCUUCCUCCUCGUGCCGAUGAUGGAGUUUGCGCUGCCGUUUGCGAUCCGGCUCUUCCCAAACCUGCUGCCGUCCACGUUCGAGGAGAAGCACCAGAUCGAAGAGAAGCGGAUCAAGCUCCUCAAGGUGCGUCUUGAGGUGGCCAAGGUGCUGGAGCACACUCUGGAGGAGCGUGCGAAGGAGCUGAACAGGGCGACCAAGGCGAAGGCGGAGGCGGGCGGCGGCGACGCGGAGGAGCCGUACCCGCGCGACCUGUUUAGCAAGUUCAUGCGACGGAUGAGGGAGGGCGAGCGUCUGUCGCGGGAGGAGACGCUGCAGGUCAUGUCGCACUUCAAGCAUGUCGACUCACCAGACGCGCUCAACAGGCAGCAGCUCACCCUGCUCUGCAACUUCCUCGGCAUGCCUUCCUUCGGCCCCGACCCGGUCCUCCGCUUCCAGCUCCGCACCAAGCUGCGCCAGCUCCGCAACGACGACAAGGAGAUCAUGUGGGAGGGCGUCGGCUCGCUCACCCGAGACGAGCUCCUCGCGGCCAUGCGCGCGAGAGGGCUGCCGAGCGCGGGGCUCGGCCAGGCGCAGAUGGCGGCUGCGCUGCAGGAGUGGCUGCAGCUGUCGCAGAACCGCGAGAUCCCGUCCGUGUUGCUGCUGCUCUCCAACGCGCUCCGCUUCGCGCGCGUGCGCGACUACCAGCAAGAGGCCCAGGCGGAGAGGGAGGCGGCGGCGGCGUCGAAGGUGCUCGACGACGAGGCCGCGCAGGUCGCGCUCUCGUCGAUGCGCGAGGAGGUGAUCGACUCGGCGGGCAGCGGUGCGGCCAAGGGGGCGGCGACCACCACCAAGGAGGCGCUGGCGUCGCUCGAGCGCGAGGCGGAGCUGGCGGAGCUGGUCGAGGAGGAGAGGCAGCUCAAGCGCGCAGGCGUCGACAAGGUCCCGUCGAGCGUGCGGCCGGCGGAGGCUGUGACGUGGAGCGGGGGCGGGAGCGGCGACAAGGCGGCGGCGGAGAAGGCGUCGCCCGCGGCUGCCGACGGCGCGGCGACGGCGGAGGAGGUGGAGGAGGAGGAGGCGACGCGGCUGUCGCGGGAGCAGGUGCGCGACAUCGCGGCGGCGGUGGAGACGCUGUCCGCGACGAGCGCGCUGGAGGGCGAGACGACGGAGUGGCAGGAGCGAAGUCACACUACUCAGCACUACUCAGCACGCCAUUGCUAA
Emiliania huxleyi CCMP1516 is the source of this 1643-nucleotide messenger RNA. Its product is annotated as leucine zipper-EF-hand-containing transmembrane protein 1, mitochondrial. Gene Ontology annotation, biological process: intracellular monoatomic cation homeostasis. The transcript has 8 exons. Gene Ontology annotation, molecular function: ribosome binding. NCBI's taxonomy places the organism in Eukaryota, Haptophyta, Isochrysidales, Noelaerhabdaceae. Bases 57 to 1643 code for a protein of 528 amino acids. The record is from RefSeq and is a predicted model, not a curated record. Gene Ontology annotation, cellular component: mitochondrial inner membrane.